Molecule: messenger RNA, 384 nt
Organism: Funneliformis mosseae
Lineage: Eukaryota; Fungi; Glomeromycota; Glomeromycetes; Glomerales; Glomeraceae
Source: the annotation of a GenBank genome assembly
AUGGAAAGUCAAUUGUAUACUGGAAAACAGCAUGCAGGGGGAGGCCUUGAAACAUACUUGCUCAAGGACAUUUCUGGAGACUACCUCUAUACAUUUAACGCAGGAUAUAAUGGCCAUACGCCAGUAGGACAUAAUGGCCAUACGCCAGACAUUUCUGGAGACUGCCUCCAUACAUCUAACACAGGACAUAAUAGCCAUACGCCAGUAGGUAUACGCAUCCUGGAUACUAGCAUACAGGGGGAGGCCUUGAAACAUACUUGCUCAAGGACAUUUCUGAAAACUAGCACCAAACAUUUAACGCAGGACAUAAUGGCCAUACGCCAGACAUUUCUGGAGACUAGCACCAAACAUCCAACGCAGGACAUAAUGGCCAUACGUCAGUAG